Molecule: messenger RNA, 2241 nt
Organism: Colias croceus (clouded yellow)
Lineage: Eukaryota; Metazoa; Arthropoda; Insecta; Lepidoptera; Pieridae
Exons: 7
Coding region: 297-1505 (402 amino acids)
Molecular function (GO): zinc ion binding
Source: RefSeq, a predicted model, not a curated record
UUUGUUCUACAAACAUAGAUACUUAUCAUAGAUUAUUAAAAAAUUAAUUUAGGAAACGUAAGAAGCGGAACGACUGCAUAUAUUAAGAAAAAUAGAUGAAUAACAGAGACGUUUUAAUGUUUUAUGUAUUUUUAAAAACAUUAAUGUCUUGUAACAAUUAGUGCAACACAUUAAUAAAAAAAAAGAUAAAGCGCGCGUAAAAGUGAAUUUGAACUCUAUGGACAGAUUUGAAAAAAGAACAGUGACGUAUGUUUAAAAAGUGAUGUAGUUUUUUUAAAUCUGUUUGGACAUUCAAUAUGGAGAUAUGGGUAUGGAUGGUGCUUAUGUUUUACGGGAGCAAAGCUGCAGUGCUGCCUCCUCCAUGGGCAGAUGUGCAGAGGAAUCCUUGUGCAACGCAUCCUCGCGGUUGGUUGAUGCUCUAUUGGCCGAAUGAUGGGAAAUGUUACACUAUUUACAAGAAAGGUCAUCCAUGCCCAGACACUCAAGAGCUGAGCCCAGGUCGUCGAGGUUCGAUGACGGUGGCAGAAUGCAAGUGCCCUCCCGGCACCGCCCAGCUGCCGCACACGACGACAUGUCACAAGCUCUUCGAGAGAGGCCCUUGUAGGAAAGGCGAGUACUUCGCACCAGUCGAGGAGUCAUUCAAAAAGAGAGGUGAACGCCAAGGUAUAUGCGUGAGGCCGAAGCAAUGUGCUGAUGAGACCUUGCUCUACUGGCCUUCAGAUGACCGAUGUUACUACCGGAUGUCACAGGGCCCUUGCUUUCCAGGCGCCAUAUUGGAUGUCGGGAAAGAUGGCCUGGCUAAUUGUACGUGUGAAAAGAAUGGUCCAAACUACUGGCCCGUAGAUGGUAACUGCUACUCCCACUACACGAGAGGGCCGUGUGAAAGGGGACAGUUGUUCCUGCCUGGAGCCAAGUGUGGUUGUGAACCGCAUCUACCGCAUUAUCAUAAUGAGACUGAAGGAUGUUAUGAAUUAGAUACGAGCGGGCCGUGUCCCAAGGGCCACACGUUCUCGCUAGCUCAGUCGGGCGCGAGCCGCCGUGCGCAGUGCACGUGCCGCGCGUUCCAUGCGAGAGCCGCGGAUGGCGCGUGCUAUAGAUUGUAUACACGUGGUCCGUGUGCGCAUGAUGAGAUGCUGGCGAGGGAUGGGAGGUGUACUAAGGUGCCAUGCGGUCGCGGUAGACUAUACUAUCCCACCCGGCGUCGCUGCUAUCGCCCCGGAGCAGCUGAACCCUGUCCCGUGGGAGAAGUGUUGUCUUUUGACUUUGAAGCUCGCCCCGCUGUAGAUGGGAUUAGCCAUAAUGGGGUGUGUGCUUGUGGACCGGGAGGACUGUGUGUGAGGAAGAAGGUGAUAACAUGUCUCUCACGUCCCGGGGCCGUAAUAUUCGCGAACACGUGUCACAUUCUCCACACACAAGGCCCUUGCCCCACUGGAUCUUGGCUCGUUAGAGAUACACUUGGCAAGGCCAAGUGUCAGUGUCGACCUGACACUAAGUGUGACAGUUGACACUUUAUAAAUUAGACACACCAAAGCUGAAGAAGAAGAUUCAAGAAAAAGAAAAAGAAAAAGUUUCAAACUGACUUUAGGUGUAACAGUUGACACUUGGACAUUUUUUAAAGUGUGAUUUCAUUCGGAACUUUUAUGAAUAAUUAAUAAUGGCCUUGAUAGAUUAAAAUAUUGCCAUUUUAAGAAAAUAUAACAAUUCUGUUCAAAGUAUUGCCAGUGUUUAAGAAUUGUAUUGAUUUUACUAUUCUUGCUAAAAGUUUGACAGACUCUAGCUUGGAAGAUAUUGCCCAAUUGAAAAAAAAAAUGAUGAUAAUGGGCUGAAUUGAAAAAAACCUGCCAUUCAAAGAAAAGAUGUCAUUUUCCUAUUGAAUAAAGCUCAUAUAUGGCGUAUACAGAAGGCAACGAAUGUUAAUGAAUAAAAUAUAAUGAAGAAGGCAACGAAUGUAAAUAAAAUAUGAUGUUAUUGAGUUUUUUUUAAUGGAGUGAAAUUGUGAAAAAUAUGAAUUUAAUUAAAGACAGUGCCAUGAGAAUCUCAGUAAAUAAUAUAGGGUGUUAUUUUAAGUGAUGAAAGUGUGAACAUAUCAUUAAUUAAUUAUUUGUUUUAAUAAAUUUUUUAUAUUAGUUUGAAUGAUGAGAAUGUAUUUAUAAUAGUGUUGUGCAUAUUAUUUUUGGAGACAUUUACAGUAUUUUAAUUGUAUUAAAGUAAGAAAUUUUGAAAUAAAAUACUUUAAAAGAA